Oryza sativa Japonica Group (Japanese rice) is the source of this 1153-nucleotide messenger RNA. RefSeq names its product OPA3-like protein. The record is from RefSeq and is a predicted model, not a curated record. Gene Ontology annotation, cellular component: mitochondrion. Lineage: Eukaryota; Viridiplantae; Streptophyta; Magnoliopsida; Poales; Poaceae. Gene Ontology annotation, biological process: regulation of lipid metabolic process.
GUGAAGCUCGUGCUGGAAAUUUCCUAAUAUCCCCUACUUCCGAUCUCAACGCCGGCAUCGUCUCGCCGUGAACUCGCCAAGACCUCCGCCGCCGCCGCCGCCUCAUCUCCCAAGCUCCUCCGCGGCCGCGUGACGGGAAGCGGAGCGGGAAAAGGAGGAUCCAUCCGUCCGGUACACGAGCUCCUCGUCGACGCCGCCGGGGGAGGGAGGGAGGGGGAGGAUGAUCCUUCCGCUGGCGAAGCUGGGGACGCUGGCGCUGAAGACGAUGUCGAAGCCGAUCGCCAUCCGCCUCAAGACGGAGGCCAGCCGCCACCCUCAGUUCCGCCAGCUCAUCAUCAACCUCGCCCAGACAAAUCAUCGGGUCUCCACAAAUAUCCAGAGAAGAAUAUAUGGCCAUUCAACUAAGGUUGAGAUUCGGCCUUUGAACGAGGAGAAAGCUGUUCAAGCUGCUGCUGAUCUUAUUGGGGAGCUCUUUGUUUUCUCGGUUGCUGGGGCUGCUGUAAUCUUUGAGGUGCAAAGAAGCGCAAGGUCCGAGGCCCGAAAAGAGGAGGCUCGUAGAAACGAAGUUGAGGCGUUGAGGCAAAAGGAGGAUCAGUUGGCUCGGGAGAUAGAGAUUGUGAAGCAGAAACUUGGCGAGAUAGAGCGCCAAGCUAAUUCUCGAGGUCUCUCUGGAGUUCUUUUCAGAAGCAGCAGUGCUCCAGACCAAACAAAGGCCUCAUGAGUUUGAUUAACUAGGACAAAGGCAAGACUUCAAUGGCAGCAUCACAACCAAGUUAAUCGAUUACUGUCCUGCAUUGCUUGUGAUAUUGCACAUGGAUGUGCAGAUUUUUGAAGCACACAUCUUGUAGCUUGUGUUUUUCCUGCCAAUCACCAUGGGAAUGGGCCCAUAGCUUGAGGUUUCGAACAACUUGUCGUAUUUGAGGCUAUUUUAACUCGAAAGCGUUGGAGAGCAGUUCCAAGAAGGGAACAUCUGGCAAGUGCAAAGCAGAAUUGUGCUAUGUGUGUGUUGUCUGGCAAUUCUCGCGAGUUGUCAACUUGCAUCAUAAGAUAACUGUAUGCCAUGAACUUGUCAACAUGGGAAGCAGAUUGCUGCCAAAGUACUUCUGGUUUGUAACUCGAUCAUGUUCAUAUCAGUGUAUUACAAGGUAAAUUA